Molecule: messenger RNA, 2839 nt
Organism: Humulus lupulus (European hop)
Lineage: Eukaryota; Viridiplantae; Streptophyta; Magnoliopsida; Rosales; Cannabaceae
Product: phosphate transporter PHO1
Exons: 15
Coding region: 69-2471 (800 amino acids)
Biological process (GO): phosphate ion transport; cellular response to phosphate starvation
Cellular component (GO): trans-Golgi network; Golgi apparatus; plasma membrane
Molecular function (GO): inositol hexakisphosphate binding
Source: RefSeq, a predicted model, not a curated record
CCUUCAUAUAAUUCUUUCUCUCUUUCUUUCUUUUUCUUUCUCUUCUUUUGGGCUUCAUUUGAUCAAAAAUGGUGAAGUUCUCAAAGGAGCUUGAAGCUCAGCUAAUACCAGAAUGGAGAGAAGCUUUCGUCAACUACUGGCAUCUCAAGAAGCAAGUAAAGAAGAUCAAGCUUCUGAAAUCAGCUCCCAAAACACUCCCCGGCGCCGCCCAAGACGGAGACAAUCACACCCCAAACUUAUUCGGUCGCUCCAUUUUCGACCCGAUUCGAUUCCUUGCCAGUAAAUUAGUCUCCGCCAACUCUUUCUUUGAUUCAUCGUCUUCUGAUCAUGAUAAAACUGAAUUGAUUCAGGUUAAGCGUAAAUGCUUGGAUGGUGAAGAAGAUCAUGAGAUUUAUGAAACUGAGCUUGCUCAGUUAUUCUCUCAAGAAGAUGAGGUGAAGACUUUUUUCGAGAAAUUAGAUGAAGAGCUUAACAAAGUUAACCAAUUUUAUGUCACAAAAGAAGAUGAGUUUCUUGAGAGAGGAGAAAUUCUUAACAAACAGCUUCAGAUUUUGGUUGACCUCAAACUAAUUCUCAAAGACCGUCGCCGGAAAAAUUUGCCGCAGGCCAAGCUCGGCUCCGGCGGAAGUGCUCCUUGCUCGUGGUCAUCUUCUCCCCGGAGCUCCGAUUACACCGAGAGUGAAAACGACGAUCGAUCUAUGAACAAUGAGACAACAGUAAUAGAGAUAUCAGAAACAGCUGAGGCCAUAGCGACCCUAGAGAAGAAUGGUAUAAAUUUCACCAACUUAGGGACGAGAACGAAAACGAAGAAAGGGAAGCCUAAGAUGGCCAUGAGGAUCGACAUUCCAGUCACCACUCCCACUCGAACAAUCUCUGCCCUAACUUCCAUGCUCUGGGAAGAUCUGGUCAACAACCCUAAGAAGGAAGGCCAUGGCGAGUACAUCAAUAGGAAGAAGAUUCAGUGUGCUGAGAAGAUGAUUAGAGGAGCUUUUGUUGAGCUCUAUAGAGGCCUUGGUUUGCUCAAGACUUACAGCACGUUGAAUAUGGUUGCUUUUGUGAAAAUCCUCAAGAAAUUCGAUAAGGUAUCGAAUCAGCAAGCUUCCGCAAGUUAUCUUAAAGCCGUGAAGAGAUCACAUUUCAUCAGUUCUGAUAAGGUUGUUAGACUAAUGGACGAAGUGGAGUCCAUAUUCAUAAAGCACUUUGCUAACAAUGACAGAAAAAAGGCAAUGAAGUUCUUGAGGCCCCAUCAGCACAAAGAUUCUCACAUGGUCACUUUUUUUGUUGGGUUGUUGACAGGUUGUUUUGUAUCACUAUUCAGUGUGUACGCAAUGCUGGCACACAUAUCAGGAAUUUUCUCCCCCAGCAAAGGAACUGCUUAUAUGGAAACUGUCUACCCUGUUUUCAGUGUGUUUGCAUUGCUGAGUUUGCACCUGUUUAUGUAUGGAUGUAACCUGUUUAUGUGGAAGAACACAAGGAUCAACUACAACUUCAUAUUCGAAUUCUCGCCAAGUACUGCUCUUAAGUACAGGGAUGCUUUUCUCAUAUGCACAACCUUCAUGACUGCAGUUGUAGGAGCCAUGGUCCUACAUCUAAUCCUAAGGGCCAGUGGAUUUUCUCCGCGCCAAGUUGAUGCCAUUCCAGGGCUUCUGCUUAUGGUUUUCAUAGCAUUCCUGGUUUGCCCAUUUGACAUCUUCUAUCGUCCAACCCGGUACUGCUUCAUCCGCGUCAUUCGCAACAUAAUUUGCUCUCCAUUCUACAAGGUUUUGAUGGUUGACUUUUUCAUGGCUGACCAACUCACUAGCCAGAUUACAUUGCUGAGACACAUGGAGUCAACAGCCUGCUACUUUCUUGCUGGUAGUUUUAGAAAGCAUCAAUUUGAAACCUGCCACUCUGGAAGGCUCUUCAGUGAACUUGCUUAUGUUAUCUCAUUUUCGCCCUACUACUGGCGUGCCAUGCAGUGUGCAAGAAGAUGGUUUGACGAAUCUGACCCCACACAUUUGGCUAACAUGGGCAAGUAUGUGUCUGCAAUGGUGGCUGCUGGAGCUAGAAUAACUUACUCAAGGCAGCCUCACCAUGACCCCUUGUGGUUUUCAAUAGUGUUGGUCACUUCUGUGGUGGCUACAGUCUAUCAGCUGUACUGGGAUUUUGUCAAGGACUGGGGUCUUCUGGACCGAAAAUCCAAAAACGCAUGGCUUAGAGAUGAUUUGAUUCUCAAGAACAAAAGUGUCUACUAUGUUUCCAUGGGCCUGAAUAUUGUUCUAAGAGUAGCAUGGGUGGAAACAGUGAUGGGUUUCCGAAUUGGAGCUGUUGAGUCGAGAUUGGUAGAUUUUCUUCUGGCUUCAUUGGAAGUUAUUCGUCGUGGGCAUUGGAAUUUUUACAGGAUAGAGAAUGAGCACCUGAACAAUGUAGGAAAGUACAGGGCUGUGAAGACUGUUCCCUUGCCAUUCCGAGAGACUGAUUCUGAUGGCUGAGACUGUGUUUUGUUGUAUGCACUACUAAACAUACCCCGGCCGGGAGUCACAUAAUGGCUAAUAUUGGAGCAAAGCAAAGCCAGAAAAGGCAGAGAGUUGGAUCCACAUUUUGUUAUUUCUAUGGUGCGUGUGGCAAUCACUCCCACUCCCACCAUUACUGCAAUUGAUCUUAAAGUACGAACCUGUCUGUGCGGCGCGCGCCAAGUGCAGUGAAGCAACCAAGCGCCGCUCCAAUAUACCCAAUACCUCUCCCUCUUCUCUCUUCAUUUGUAAAUUUUGGCAUUUUUAACAUCAAUAAUUUGCUGGCUGCUAAUGCUAAUCAAUAUGUACUCUAUAUAUAUAUACACACUUCUAAACUAUUUUGCUCU